AUGGUCCUUCUGCUUCGAUAUAUAACCGCAAGUUAUGUCUUUCAAGAAAAUCAUUCACUCGAUUUGUAUUUCCAAGUUCAAAGUAUGGACUCUGGAAAAUUCAUUCCCACUCUCAUUCAUGAUUAUGUAUUGAAAGAAGUUCUUCCCAUGGGUGUAGAGGCUGAAGAGAUUCAAAUGAAUUCCUUAACCUCUGUGUUGAGAGAUUGGAUGAAAGCAUGUGAAGUGAAUUUUUGUUUUCAAUUGAAUAUUUAUCAUGUCAGUAAUUCACAGGAGAGACUUGUUUGUUUGAAAUAUCCUUCUUCCGUGCAAGAAGAUUCACGUGGUGUGGAUUCUAGUGAAGAAACACUUGAAUCGUUGUUGUUGUUGAAGGGAAUGGAACGAUUCAAUGCUUGCAUUUCAUUGUUGUUUCGACCUGGACAUUACGAUUCGAUCAUUUAUGCUCCAAAAAAGUAA
Messenger RNA from Naegleria fowleri, 453 nucleotides. RefSeq lists its product as uncharacterized. Bases 1 to 453 code for a protein of 150 amino acids. The transcript has a single exon. The record is from RefSeq and is a predicted model, not a curated record. NCBI's taxonomy places the organism in Eukaryota, Heterolobosea, Eutetramitea, Acrasida, Naegleriidae.